AUGACAUACCCACUCCCCUUUGUUGCCGCUGUGGUUGCAGACCUGAACAAGGAGAAUAUCCCUAUCGUCGAGUAUGGGGAUUUGUUGAAUGCGCGGUUUGGGUAUCCAGUUUGCAUAAACACCAUUAGAUGGGCAAUACCUGACUCAGAGGUAUCUCGAGUAUCUAAAAUCCUCCUGGAGCAUAAUAUACCGAAAGGUGGCAUUAUUGCACAUUAUGCUCGGUCAUAUGGCAAGUGGGAGACAGCGGGAGAGAUGCACAAACACGGGAGUACCAGAAUCCAACUCAUACCUCUUUCAACCUUGCACUUGUCUCUUGAAGACUGUGAGGAAGUAACUUCGACCUUCAGCUUACAACAGAAGGCGCUUAUCCCAAAGCCACAGCCGUAUCUUAUAUCAUUGAUUCGCAUUUUACAGUCUCUGCCGCUUGGGCUUCCCCGAGUUCCUAUAAUUGCUGAUACGGCGCUUUUUCUCGACUAUUGUGUUUUUCCGAGGCUACCGGAUGAUGAAGAUGAAGAAAGUGAAAGCGAAGAGCAUUUUCAGCAACGGGUCGAGCAAGCGUUGUCACUUGUUCGCCAGUGGGAUUGGAGGCCCGAGGAUGCGGAAUACUUUGAUCUUUCUGAGCAAAUAAUCCGCAACUGCCAAUUACUCUAUACCCUGAAGGCCUGA
This is a messenger RNA of Nannizzia gypsea CBS 118893, 666 nucleotides long. RefSeq lists its product as hypothetical. The record is from RefSeq and is a predicted model, not a curated record. The transcript is spliced from 2 exons. NCBI's taxonomy places the organism in Eukaryota, Fungi, Ascomycota, Eurotiomycetes, Onygenales, Arthrodermataceae. Bases 1 to 666 code for a protein of 221 amino acids.